This is a messenger RNA of Phymastichus coffea, 6240 nucleotides long. RefSeq lists its product as uncharacterized. The transcript has 13 exons. The record is from RefSeq and is a predicted model, not a curated record. NCBI's taxonomy places the organism in Eukaryota, Metazoa, Arthropoda, Insecta, Hymenoptera, Eulophidae. Bases 230 to 4774 code for a protein of 1514 amino acids. Gene Ontology annotation, molecular function: metalloendopeptidase activity. Gene Ontology annotation, biological process: membrane protein ectodomain proteolysis.
AGUGCAUGCGGUUGUCGCUCGCUCUCGACGCACAUAGCGCGCGUGUGCACACAAAAAAGGCAGUUUUGUAUAACCAACAAAACGGUUCUAGUGACAACAAAAAAAGUAAGCGCGACUACAAGAGUUUUUCGUUCUAGAAGUGUACUAACCUCCAAUUAAAAAGAAGACGGGUGAUACGCGAGUGCGGUGUUGUUAAUUUUUUUAUCUUGAUUAAAACAAUGCGCGACUGAUGGCCGUGAGGAUGCACCGCUGCUGGCUGGUCCUCUUGCUGCCGCUGGCGCUGUUCGUACAUGACGCCAAACCCCAUGCACCUCCUCCUCGUAUCCAAGGUCCAUCGGCGGAUUUCAGCGCGCGCAGGAGUGUCAAGCCACGAAUUUACCACGCCAGGAGCAAACGCGAGAUCACCAGCACCAAAGAGAGCGACACCGAUCACGCGGACGUGCUGAGCGUGGGCCUUGAGCUCGACGGCCAGAGUCGUGUUCUCGACCUGAGGCUCAACUCCGACCUCAUACCCGCGGGCUACAAAGAGCGCCACCAGCAUCGCGGCGACUACAAGACCCACGUCCCUCGCAAAGUGGAAUUAUGUCACUACCAAGGCAGCAUGAGAGACAUGCCGGGUUCGUGGGCGGCAGUCUCGACGUGUCACGGCCUCAAAGGCGUCAUCUUCGACGGCGACAAUCUGCACUACAUACAGCCCGAACAGGAGUCGCUCGACUCCAGACACUAUCUCUACAAGCACUCCGAUCUCAUAGCUAAUAAUAGUUGUGGUUACAGAGGCACUGCGCAUCACAUCGCGAACGAGUUGGUCGCCGCGGCGAGGGCAAAAAGAUCGACGAGACACAAACGAGCGAGCGAAGCGAUACGCGGGCCGUACAACGCGAACAGGCAGUCGCGCUACGUCGAGCUCGUUCUCGUCGUCGACAAGAACGAGUACACGGCCUUAGGUGAAAAUCUCACCCGUGUGCAUCAACAUUGUAAGGAUAUCGCCAACAUCAUCAAUGCCCUCUACACUCCGCUCAAUAUCUUCAUUGCGCUGAUUGGCGUUGAAGUUUGGACGGACGCCGAUGAGAUUCAUCUUAUGAGUAAUGGUGACACAACGCUCAAUAACUUCCUGCAGUAUCGCAGAGAACGAUUGGUCAAGACUAUUCCCAAUGACAAUGCGCAAUUGCUGACGAAAAUCCAAUUCGACGAGGGAGUAGUGGGCAAAGCAUUGAAAGGCCCGAUAUGUACGUAUGAAUUCUCUGGCGGUGUGUCGGUCGACCAUUCGAACGUCGUGGGACUGGUAGCUGCAACUAUGGCCCAUGAGAUGGGUCACAACUUUGGCAUGGAGCACGACUCGUCUGAUUGCAUCUGCCCCGAGGAGAGGUGUAUAAUGGCUCCGUCAAGCGGCUCAUCUGGUCCGACUCACUGGUCGUCAUGCUCCUUGGAAUACCUUGCGUUAGCCUUCGAGCACGGUAUGGACUACUGCCUUCGCAAUAAGCCAAAACGUCUGUUCGAUAGUCCAAUUUGCGGGAAUGGUUUCGUCGAGCCCGGCGAACAAUGCGAUUGCGGUUUGGUAGAGAACUGUGACAAUCCGUGCUGCGACGCCUUGACUUGUAUGCUACAUACUAACGCAAGCUGUGCCACUGGAGAAUGUUGCGAUCUCAAGACUUGUAAACCGAAAACUGCUGGCACCGAGUGCAGAUCAGCUGAUCAAGAAUGCGAUUUGCCAGAAUAUUGCACGGGACAAAGCGAAUAUUGCCCGAAAGACGUGUUCAAGAUAGACGGAGAGGCGUGUAAUAUGGGCAAAGCGUAUUGCUAUCAAGGUAGUUGUCGAACUCACAACGAUCAGUGUAAGUUGCUGUGGGGGCCCACAGGUUCUUCGUCGGAUGUAUUAUGCUACGAUAUGAAUAACAAAGGCACGAAGAAUGGCAACUGUGGGUUCAAUCGCACAGGGAAUAAUUACGUCAAAUGUCACGACCAAAACGUUCUCUGUGGCAUGUUGCACUGCAAGCAUUUAAACGAAAGACUGGAAUUCGGCAUGGAGUCUGUAUCAACUCUCAGCCAUUCAUUUAUAAAUAGUCAAGGCAAAAUUAUUGCCUGUCGAUCAGCAAUUGUCGAUUUGGGACUUAACCAGGUAGACCCCGGAUUGUCUCCUGAUGGUGCUAAAUGUGCUCCCGGAAAGAUGUGCGUUAACCAAAAGUGUAUGCCAGUCGCUGAAUUACGAGCUUCGUUCCCCAACGGUAAAGCUUGUCCAAACGGCUGCAGCGGUAAUGGGGUGUGCAAUAGCUUGGGGCAUUGCCACUGCAAUCGUGGCUUUCAACCGCCCGACUGCACUCAGCCUGGAGUUGGUGGCUCUUUGGAUAGCGGUCCGGCCGAUGACCCGAACGCGAGGAGCGAAUACGUAAUGAGUCUAUAUAUAAUAUUCCUGGGCAUUGUGCCGACGAUAGCAUUGGUGUCGUUUGGAGUAUGGUACGCCCGCAACAAUGGAGGCGGUAACCAGUGGAAGAAGGCCACGGCCUCGAAUCCGAUCUCAACGUUGACGCGAGGCUUCGGCUUCGGCGGGGGUAACACCCACCAGCAACAACCAGCGCAUUACCGCGGCAGCUGUAGCACUGGCAUUCAGCGUUCAGUUGUGCAUCCAGUGUCUCGUGGUGGCGAACCACUCGACUCGCGAGGACUGGCAGUAGCUCAAGCUGAUCCAGCCUGCGCCAGUCUGCUGCCCAAGAGCGAUACGGACGAACGCUUCAACAACAACUUCUUCGGCCAGUUCAAGGGCUUCAGCAUUACUCCGUUGACGACAAAGGAGUCGCCGCGGAUGAGAGCCGCGCCAGCACCACCUACAUGCAACGGCGGUCCCGCCUUCAUGGCGACCACCGUGCCUAUCAAGACCCACAUCAAACCCAUUCAGAGGAGCAGCUCUUUGAGACAGGCGCCAACCAUUGAUAGAGAAGACGAAGACGUCGUCGAUGACGUACCCAAGCUACCACCUGCGUUGCCACCACCAAACGUCGGCAGCACAGCCAAACCACUAAUCAGCAGUCCUAUUCUUGCGGCAACUACCUGUACCUCGGUGGAUCUGCCGAAGGUUCCAACGAGACCAGCACCGGAUAUACCCACGAUAUUUGGUGCGGGCCAAUCAGCCACCGUCGCCAAGUCGGUUGGCUGGAAGGUUCAGCCAACCAAGCAGGAAACCACCGUCACUUUUGCCUCAGCGGAAAAGGAAAAAGACAAGGUGGCUAAGUGCCUAGGUUUGGCUAUCGACAAUGCCUCGACCAGUGGAGAAUCGAGGCGAGGUCCCGGUCCAACUGGCAGUAGCACGCUCACCAGGAUAGCCUCGAUGCUCUACCCCAUGGUCAGAUCUAAUUCGCAGAACGAGGGCACGCUCAAGUACCACACAAAUUCCCUGCCGAGGACGCAUCACAAGGCUAGUAAAAUGCUGGACAAGGAAAUUCUGCGGAGUCUCGAAAUCUCGAAUCCUAUUCCGCAGAAGAAGAUUGAGAUCCUGACAGCGACGAUCCCCGUAAAACCUGAGUUGGGCUCCGAGCAGGACAAAGCGAGAAACGUGGUUAUGCGUGCUCAGUCGAUGCGCGACAAAGUUACGCCCAGACCGACCAUUCACUCGUUCGGCUCGAUGAGACAGCCAAAUAAAAGGCCUACGAGUAUCGCUGCCACCGUGAGACCGACUUCGCCGCCACCAAUACCGCCGGUGAAAGUUGACGAUACGGCGAAAAAGCCUGCGCUGAUAAUCGACAGUAGCAGCAAGACCGAUAAUGCCUACGAUGACUGUAUGAACUUGAUAGCGGACGCGAAAAUGGGCAAGAUUGUCGAGGAAUCACCAUCGAACGAUAAUAUUUAUGCUGUUAUCGAGGAAUCGCUGCCGGAAAAGGGAAAGAAGUCAGCUGCCAUUACAGCGCCAAUCGAGAGUGAGUACAAAACGCCAAAGAGUAUAGAUCCGAAUGCUGCUGGAGGAUUACUGUCGGAGAUCGUCUCGGAGAUAUCGAAUAGAAACUUUGACUCAAUAUACUCCACUAAGACGAUCAGUCCCGAGCCCAAGCUACCGAAUACUGGUACUUACGUAAAUACGCCACACUACAAGUCGCCCGCAAAUAGCGUCUACUCUAAUUCGACCACAAGUUCCGGAUAUUUGAGCCCGUCCGCGGUCAACGUACCGCCCAGCAGCAGUGAUAAACCCGAAAUCAAAGACGCGAAGAAAGAGACGACGAGUACUGUCAAGCCUAGCUACGCACCGUUCAAACCCACGCAUGUGAAUAUGAGCAUAAUCGCGGAAAAAAAGAAAGAAGAGCCAAAGACGGCAUCGAUGAAGCCAGGUUUCAGUCGUACUAAAACGCCACCUGGUAUAAAGAAAACGACAACGACGACGACGAUGACGACAACGACAACGACAACGACGAUGACGAGUACGACAACGAAUCGGCCGACAAGUCGACAAAACUCUGACUCGAGCUUGAAGAGUUCUAAGAGUAAUAGUUCGCACACGGGAAAACUCAACAGUCCUGAUCUUGUAUCGAGUUGCAAUUCGAAUACGACGAACAAAUCGCCGGAUGUUCUGAGUAAAACAAAGACGUCCACGCUGCCUAAGCAGAAGAGUGUCACAACUCCACCAAAGCCAUCGAAUCUUGCGACUAAAACUGCCAGUUUCGCCGAAAAGCCGUCGGCUAAAUCCACUGUAGCAUCAUUGCAGCAGAAAUUUGAACAGAGUAACAACAAAUCAGCUACCGCUGGCACCCUCACUAGGAAAAAACCCUCAACUAUAAGUCCAGUUAAAAAAUAGACUUUUGCUUUUUUUAGAGAGAUGAUUAAUGCCAUGUUGCGUGUGUAUCUGAUUGUUUUAGUGCGUAAAAAUACGUAUUUUUAUGUUCAAAAUAGAUCAAAUAAUCAAAAGCUACAAGACGACAGCAUAUUUCAAAUCGGUAUUACUCGUUCGAUGCUAUUUUACUAUCAAUGAUAUGAUAAGUUGUAUUUUCAUAGAUUGUAAAUCACUUGUUCACGCGGUAAUAUUGAUAGUAGUUAUAUCUAUAUCGCUAGAUAGGGGAUAGCGAAAAUUCAUAAAAAUUAAUUCCCACACAAGACAUUGCAAUAUCGUUUUCACAUACGCGUGCGUGAGCGCGCGCCCAUGUAUAGUAAAGCAAGCUAGAACCACUUUCAUCGUUAAACGUAAGAGAUUUCUAGUCUUUGGCAAAUUCAAGUGUAUGCUUAAGAAACUGUUUUCAAAACUGAAAUUACAUUUAUACCAAAUACAAAGCGUUUCUAUUGCUCGGUGCUCAUAGUUGAUUUAUAGCCAACACAAAUAUAUCAGUGUUGUUCGAUAUCUACGAUAUUUAAAUGAAGCACAUUGACACGCCUGUAAAUAAACUAUGUAAAGAAGGUAUGUCUGUGUACAUAGAAAUAAGUAUAUAUGCAGUAUUUCCAAAACGGAUAAUAUCUCAUCUAUGAGAAUGUUCUGUAGAAAAUAUAUGGUAGCUAGAGUUUUUGUAAUGAAAAAAAUAUAUAGUUUUACGGUAAAAUGACAUAUUUUUAUGCUAUAUGAUGAAACUAAACAUUCUGUGAUAUUGAUUAUGGAGUACGCGUAAAAGAAUGAUAAAGCGAAUUGCGCAGCUAAUUAAAUGUGUAGAUCUGAUUUAUUGACGAAUAUUUAACGUUGCUAAUGACUGCCUAGGAUGACGUUAUGAAAAUGGAUUUUCUUUUUCGUCAAAAUUAUAAUGCAACUUCAAAUAUUUAUUUGACUGAUUUUUGUAAAUAUGUUCAUAGGUUAAUUCUGUAAGUUCAUUGUGCAUAUUAAUGUUUGUAGCGUUUUCACAUCAUAAAACUUAUUAUACUUUAUUGUUGUUCUAGAAAAAAGUUUUGUAUUCAAACUAUACCAUGGUGAUUCCAUAUUAGUUUUAGAUAAUAUUCAACUUUCAUACACCUACGUAUCAUUUUCUAGCUAGCCUGUUUUUUCAUUAUAAUAGUAUAAUGAGAUCCUUAAUACUGUUACGUUAUAAAUCUUUCAUUCUUUAGAAUCAUUUAUGAUCAAAAUAAUUGUAGAUAAAAUCUUAUAUUGACUCUGAAAUAUUAAUACUUUGAUAAAAAUUGCGUACUAUUGAUUGAAUGGUCGUUUGACAAAACUUUUUUCUACAUUUAUAUAUGUACUAGUUAUAAAAAUAUUUAUAGUAAUUUUUGCUUAUAUUUUGUAUCGGCAUUAUUCAUGACAAUCAAAAACUAAGCUCUUAAUUUGCUUACAAAUAAAACAUGUUAAUU